AUGUGUGGACAACCGAUCACAACAUACAAGGAAUGCCCUUGCGAAACGCCCGGAGAACAACUUCGUCGUUGCAAAAAAGGUGCUCAGAACGCAUGUUAUCCACCUAAACGGGAGGUCAAGAAAGCCAUAGAAGGGAAAUGUCCCGAUUGCGUGAGAGAGGACAGAGAGAGGAAAAUGCGAAGGAAUAAGGAGAAAAAAUCGCAGGAAGGGAGCAGGGCAUCAAAAUUCGACAGGGCAUGGGAAGAGAUGGAGAAGAGAAAUAGGGGCAUACUAGCAGGACCACAAGCGCAAAUUCCACCGGUGAUGCAAAACCGACUAGCAAUGCAACCUCCAUUAGCAAUACCACCUCCAUUAGCAAUACCACCUCCAUUUCAGAUGCGAAAUCCGGUACAGAUGCGAAAUCCACGAGAAGUGCCAAGACGACUAGGAAUACAAGAACAACAAGAGCGAGAAGCAAGAACAAAAGCAGAACCCGAUGAACGAGAGAAGAGAAAUCUUGAGGCCAAGGAGCGAGGAGAGUUUAAUGCACUUCAUGGAAUCAAAGGGGUGAAUAUUCUCAAUCCAAGGGCAACCGAGCGCGAGAGCAGAGAUAGAUAG
This is a messenger RNA of Glarea lozoyensis ATCC 20868, 597 nucleotides long. RefSeq lists its product as uncharacterized. The transcript has a single exon. Lineage: Eukaryota; Fungi; Ascomycota; Leotiomycetes; Helotiales; Helotiaceae. The coding region runs from base 1 to 597 and encodes 198 amino acids. The record is from RefSeq and is a predicted model, not a curated record.